Molecule: messenger RNA, 1224 nt
Organism: Camelus dromedarius (Arabian camel)
Lineage: Eukaryota; Metazoa; Chordata; Mammalia; Artiodactyla; Camelidae
Product: thiol S-methyltransferase TMT1B
Exons: 2
Coding region: 384-1118 (244 amino acids)
Molecular function (GO): S-adenosylmethionine-dependent methyltransferase activity
Source: RefSeq, a predicted model, not a curated record
GGGCCGGCGUGAGUCAGCUCUGCUGGGCAUUUGGCCCCCGCAAACUGUGAUCAGAGACAUAGCCCCCUCCCCCUUCUCUCCCUUCUGAGAUGGUCAGCACACACCAUCCUCUUCAACUGGGCAGAGCGCCCCGAACUCAGGACACACUGGCGCCACCUGUUCCUUCGCCUCCCAUAAAAUCUGCUGAAGAGCUUGUGGGGGCUUGGGACCUGUGCCCUCUGGAGGGAUUUCACAGAUCCACUCCACCCGGCGAGGAGGAAACUGCCAAGUAGGAGACAGGGAGCAAAGUCCUACCGCGGGGCAAAAAGAGACGCGCGUCUGCAGCGGCCGGGCAGCGCGGAAAGGCCGGCCACCAGGGAAGCGCCGCUCCCAGCCGGGCUGCCAUGGACGCCCUGGUCCGGCUCCUGCAGCUGCUGGUGCUGCUCCUGACCCUGCCCCUGCACAUCAUGGCUCUGCUGGGCUUCUGGGAGCCCCUGUGCAAGAGCUAUUUCCCCUACCUGAUGGCCGUGCUGGCGGCCAAGACCAACCGCAAGAUGGAGGGCAAGAAGCGGGAGCUCUUCAGCCAGAUAAAGGGGCUUGCGGGGGCCUCGGGCAAGGUGGCCCUGCUGGAGCUGGGCUGCGGCACUGGUGCCAACUUCCAGUUCUACCCAUCUGGCUGCAGGAUCACCUGCCUGGACCCGAACCCCAACUUUGAGAAGUUCCUGACAAAAAGUAUGGCCGAGAAUAGACAUCUCGAGUAUGAACGGUUUGUGGUGGCUUUCGGAGAGGACAUGAAGCAGCUGGCCGAUGGCUCCAUGGACGUGGUGGUCUGCACCUUGGUGCUCUGCUCAGUGCAGAGCCCGAGGAAGGUCCUGCAGGAGGUCCAGAGAGUGCUGAGGCCGGGAGGAUUGUUCUUUUUCUGGGAGCACGUGGCUGAGCCGCGUGGGAGCUGGGCCUUCCUGUGGCAGCAAGUUGCAGAGCCCACCUGGAAACACAUCGGGGAUGGCUGCCGCCUCACCAGAGAGACCUGGAAGGAUCUGGAAAGUGCCCAGUUCUCCGAACUCCAAAUGGAACGCCAGCCCCCUCCCUUCAAGUGGUUGCCUGUUGGGCCGCACAUCAUGGGGAAGGCCGUGAAGUAAGCCUUCCCCAAAUCCUGCCUGCGGUCGGAAUGAUCCCACCCAUCUGCUGAGUCUGCCUUCUCCUGAGAGGAUCUGGGCAGAGAGAAGCCAUUCCCCCCACCACCCC